Anopheles cruzii is the source of this 7845-nucleotide messenger RNA. RefSeq names its product dedicator of cytokinesis protein 3 (gene spg). Gene Ontology annotation, molecular function: guanyl-nucleotide exchange factor activity; small GTPase binding. Gene Ontology annotation, biological process: small GTPase-mediated signal transduction. The record is from RefSeq and is a predicted model, not a curated record. The coding region runs from base 1 to 6189 and encodes 2062 amino acids. The transcript is spliced from 11 exons. Gene Ontology annotation, cellular component: plasma membrane; cytoplasm. NCBI's taxonomy places the organism in Eukaryota, Metazoa, Arthropoda, Insecta, Diptera, Culicidae.
AUGAUUUGGUCACCUACAAGCAACAAGCACGGCGUUGCGAUACACAACUGGCACGGAGACGUGAUUCAUGGGCUCGCGCUGGAUGUGGGCGACUGUGUGGAAAUACUCGAAGAGACCACGUACUGGUUCCGGGGCACCUGUCCGCGAAAGCCUCGCAAAGUGGGCCUCUUCCCGAAGUCCUACAUCCAUCUGAAGGACCUGUCCAAGGUGGACCCAGUGGUUGCAGAAUGUACACUGGUGUUGCGAGAAUGGUCCGAAAUUUGGAAGCGAUUGUUUGUGGAACGGGAGGAAUACAAAUUCACCUCGCUGCGCAAGGUAAUGCUGGCGUUGCUGGAAAGCCGACGGGAGCUGCUCAGCGCAACCCUCACCCAGGACCAAACGUAUGAGCUGCAAAUGAAAGUGAUUUCGAAAAUCGAUUGGGGAAAUCGAAAACUGGGCCUCGAUCUGGUGCCCCGACUGGGAACGCUGGCGGUUGAUCCUCAAAAAAUCGGCAUCGUCUCGCUACAUCAGGUGCACGUCAACAGUGCAGAAAAUGCCAAAGCAGCAUCGAACCGUGGCACCCUGCGGCGGAAGGCGGGCAAAAAGAUUCACACGCACCAUCUGUACUUUUGCAUGCGUGACUUUGGCCACCGGAUCGGGGACGAUGCGGAGAUCUACCUUUACCUGUACGACGGCAACACGAACCGGAUGCGGGCCCUGUCCGAGCGCUUUCUGGUGCGGAUUGCGCGCGAUGGCUUCUCGACGUACGUCGAGGCGAGCCACAACUGUACCAUCUUCACCGAUCUCGGCACGUCGGAUCUGAACCAGGACCUGUACCUGAUCGCGAACGUGAUGCGUGUCGGUAAGAUGCUACACUCGGAGUCGGUGAAGAAGGGCGACAAACUGACGGCGAUGGCGCACGCCUACCGGCGGCCGUACGGUGUCGGAGUGUUGCCGCUCAGCGAUAUCGUCCAGUUCGAUUACAGCGUCGAGUCGGAGGAGAAGGAGUUUAGCUUCAAGAUCUUUCAGUGCGAGGAGAAGGACUACCAUCAGCUGCACGAGUUGAUCAUCAAGAAGGCGAGCGGGAAGUUUCAACCGAUCAACGCCAGCCCCCAGGGUCAGUACGGGUUGGUGGUAUCGAUGAAGCUGCUCCACGGUGAGCUUGGCCAGGCGAAGCUGGAGCAACCGAUGCUCUUCCAGGGCACGGCCAUUACCAAGAAGGUAGGCUUCCCGGACGUGAUCAUGCCCGGUGACGUGCGGAACGAUCUGUUCCUGACGCUCGAGCGGGGCGAGUUCGAGCGCGUCGGUAUUAGCACGGCCAAGAACAUCGAAGUUACGGCGCUGGUACUGGACGAAAAUGGGCGCGUGGUCCAGGAGUGUAUAGCGAUCGCGUCCGGCAGUCCUCUGCAGGCGCACUACCGAUCGAUGGUGUUGUACCACAACAAUUCGCCCGCGUGGAACGAAACCGUCCGGAUGUUUGUACCGAUCGAUAAGUUCAGUAAAGCGCACGUCCGGUUCGAGUUUCGCAGUUGCUCGACGCGCGACAAGUCCGAUCCGAAGCUGUUCGGGUUUAGCUUUGCGCGGCUCAUGGAACCGGGCGGUGCAACGAUCGCCGACGGAGCCCACGAGCUGUACGUGUACAAGUGUGAGGACAUUCUGAAGGUGCAACCGAAUGUCUAUCUGCGCCUGCCGUGCUCGGCGACCGACCGACAGUCGCUGGGUGAUUCACCCUCACCGUACCAUCGCAGCUCGAAGGAAGCGUUCUACGUCCGAACGAUCCUUUGCUCCACGAAGCUGACACAAAACGGGGACCUUUUGUCGUUGCUCCAGUGGCGCAAUCGUCCGGAAGGCAUACAGGAUUCGCUGCAGAGGGUUCUGCGCUUGCACAACGAGGAGUUGAUCAAAUUCCUGCAGGACGUACUGGACGCACUGUUUGCACUGUUCUCAACGGACGACGGCAACAGUACACCGCAUUCCGGGCUCGUGUUCCACGUACUAGUCAACAUCUUCAGCUUGAUGCAGAGCAGCAAGUUCCAGCACUUCAAACCGGUCAUGGAUGCGUACAUUCGGGAUCACUUUGCUGCGCCCCUCGUUUACCAAGGGCUCCUGUCGUCGGUGCAACAUUUGGCCGACUGGCUGACGACCACCGACAACCUCGAACCGAUCGUACAGUGUUUCUGCUCGCUCGAGUUCAUCUUCAAGUUGAUCAUCCAGUCGCGCAAGCUGUUUGCACACGCGUCCGGCGGUCAGUAUGAGGACAAGUUUAAGAACGAUCUGUUUUCGGUGUUUACCUCACUGAACGGUAUGCUAACGGUGCCAAGCACGGUGCAGAUACUGGCCACCCAGGAAGCACUGCUCAGCAAUGCCGGGGUGGUGUUUGAACAGCUGCGCACGAUCAUCACACGGCCGGAGCUAGAGACUCUGGUGCGAUCGAUGCUGGAUGCAGUGCCAAAGGAUGCCCAGCCCCCGUUGGUGCAGGCGAAGCUGAAAUCGAUCAAGGAUAUGGUGUCGGGCCAGCUGUUUCAGGACGACGAACUGCGCUCGGUCAUCUUGGGGAUCGCAUGCAAGCAUCUGCGCAUACACCUGGCCAGGCGCGACGAGCUACGACUGUGUACGGAAAUUCUCGCCGAAGUGCUGAUCAAACUGUACGAAGCGCGUGCCAAAGCGGGCGAAAAGCCAUCCAAUGCCAUCCACCACGAUCUGGACACACUGUUCGGGGCCAUCUUUCCGAUACUGCUGCAAACGAUCAAUGUGCUGAGCAACGGGGGCAACGAGAGUCUGGUGUGUUCACUGUUUGCGGUCAAACUGGGACUGCUUCAGCUGCUGGACGAGUCGCACUAUCAGCGCAUGUGGGACCGGCAAAGUGGUGCCAGCCCGGGAGGAUCGAACCCGGGCGGCGGCAACAGUUGCCCGUCGGCUGGCGGGAAGGAGCUGCGCGAUUUCAUCCAACAAUGCCUGGCGAUCUUCAAGGAUAUGCUCGAGCAGGACUGGAUCAUUUUCUCCAAAGACUGGCUGGUCAUGAAGAUGGCGGCCAACGAUGUGGUGCGGCGCACCCUCGAGGAGCUAGCGAAACCGCUGGUGUACCGCUUCCUGGGCCCCCAGUCAUUCGAUUCGCAGCUCUGGUGGUCGUACUUCAGUGUGGCCGUUAUCUUUCUCACGCAACCAUCGCUGCAGAUCGAGCAGUACCACGAAACGCGGCGGCGCAAGAUACUCAGCACGCACGGCGACAUGCGCGUCAUGAUGGGCUUUCAGAUACUGAGCAUGUGGGCACAGCUGGGCGAACAUAAGCUACACUUCAUCCCCUCGAUGGUGGGCCCGUUUCUGGAGGUUACGCUUGUGCCGGAGCCGGCGCUCCGCAAGGCAACCUUUACCGUGUUCUACGACAUGAUGCAGUGCGAACAGGUUUCUCGCGGAUCGUUCCGGCUGGUAGAAAGUGAGCUGAUCGACAAAUUGGAUCUGCUGAUUAGUGAAAACAAGGGCGACGAUGAGUACCGGGAGCUGUUCAGCACAAUGGAGCAAUUGUGCCUGGCUCUGCUGGAGCGGGUGCAAACGGAAAACCCUUCGUGGCGCGAAUCUGGCAUCGCCUUCAUCUCGUCCGUUACGCGGCUCCUCGAGCGGCUGCUCGACUACCGCAGCGUGAUGCAGGGCGACGAGAACCGGGACAAGCGGAUGACGUGCACGGUGAACUUGCUCAACUUCUACAACGACGAAAUAAACCGGAAGGAGAUGUACGUCCGGUACAUCUACAAACUGCUCGAUCUGCACCUGGGCGCCGAGAACUACAUCGAGGCCGGGCUAACGCUGAAACUGUACUCCGACAUGCUGUCGUGGGACAGCGAGCACGUUUCGGACGAUUCGAAUGGUCCGCGCGAGUGGGAACAGAAGGAGAAAAUCUAUAAAAAUAUCAUUAGCUAUUUCGACAAGGGAAAGUGCUGGGAGAAGGGCAUCCCCCUGUGCAAGGAGCUGGCCAUGUUCUACGAGCGCAAACGCUUCGACUACAACCGGCUGAGCGAUGUGCUGGUGCAGGAGGCCAAAUUCUUUCAAAACAUUCUCACCCAACUCCGCCCGGAACCGGAGUACUUUCGGGUUGGUUACUACGGAACCGGCUUUCCGUCGUUCGUUAGGAACAAACAAUUCAUCUACCGCGGGCUGGAGUACGAGCGGAUCGGUGCGUUCAUCCAGCGGCUGCAGACCGAGUUCCCGACCGCGCAGAUCCUGGACAAAAAGCAGUACCCACCGGACGGCUCGAUUCUGAACUCGCCCGAGCAGCGGUUCCACGUCGUGAACGUGCGCCCGAUCGCCGACCCAUACCACCUGAAGAGUGCCAAGGUGACCGUGCCGGAGAAGAUCUCCAAGUACUACGAGGUGAACGAUGUGACGCGCUUCCAGUACGAUCGGCCCGUGCACAAGGGCACCGUCGACAAGGACAACGAGUUUAAGUCGCUCUGGAUCGUGCGCACGAUCUACGAGACGGCCCAGCCACUGCCCGGCAUUUUGCGCUGGUUCGAGGUUAGCAAGACCUCGGUCCACGAACUAACGCCGGUCGAGUUUGCGUGCGAAACGAUCGCCAACGUCAACAAGGAGCUGUCCGAUCUGAUCGUCCAGUAUCGGCUCGAUCCGAAGCGCAAUCUGAACCCGUUCACGAUGCGCCUGCAGGGUUCGGUCGAUGCGAACGUCAACGGUGGUUUCAGCAAGUACCAGGAUGCGUUCUUUUCCGAGCGAUUCGCUAAAUCGACCGAGGGGCGCGAUCAGAGUGUUCACGUACAACGCCUGAAGCGACUCAUCUUCGAGCAAAUGCAAAUUCUGCGCCAGGCACUCGAGUCUCACCGCAGCCUCGCCUCGGACCAGGUACUGCCGUUGCACAACCGUCUGUCGGAAGCUUUCCUAGAACUCGAGAAGGCCACAUCCGAGUGGAAGACGAACAUAAACAUUCCGACCAAACCGCUGCCACCGCUUCCGAUCGGUCAACCGGUCACAUCCGGAACACCGAUCGGGGGCCAACCACUCAGUGGCAAGCUGUCGACAAACGGCCAGGAACCGGCGUACUUCCCGGAGGACUACGAUGGGACGUACAUGUCGGUGAACAAAAAGGCCCUGUCGCUGUCCGGCAUCAUACCGAUGGCUGCGCUCACUUCGUCACCGGUGCCGCAGAUUCCACCGCGCGACAGUAUGGGAGCCACCGGGGUCGGAUCCCCGACGGCACCUCCGUUGCCGCCGCGUGGCCACACACCCGACAAGCGUAGCUCCAAUCCGAUGCCAUUCACCGAAUACGUCGAGCAGCAGCAGCAGCAGCAGGCACAGCAACAACAGCAAGGGUCCCUGCCCGGCAAGGGACGACCGAAGAAGUACUCGCUGUACGAGAUAUCGUUCAACGACAGUGGCAACUACGGUAGUCCGCGCAGUUUGAGUGAGUUCAAGAGUGCUUUCAAUCGCGAUUCCGGCAUCUCCACCAGCACGCAGGAGUUGAACAAUUUGAACGGUGGCGGCUCCACGGUCGGCGCUCCGGUUCCGGUCCAGACUCCACAGCAGCAGCAGCAGCAGCAUUAUCACCAGCCUGUAACCAUCGGCGGGUCGCAGCACGAGGAGUACAAUAUUGUGGCCAACGGAAACACGCAACCGAACCGGGGUCACCAGAAAACGAACUCGAACCCGGAAGCGUACCAAGCCAUCGCGAUGGGUGGUGGUGGCCAACCACCGCCGCCACCGAUUCCACCGAAAUCGACCAUGCUGCACCAUCAGCACUCGAUGCCGGCGGCCGUGAUGGUGGCCGCCAGUAGCAACAGCCUCAACAACAAUACCACUCACUACGCAUCGGCGCACCAUCAUCAUCCCGUCCACCACCACCAGCACCAGCGCAACCAGUCGCUCAACCUGAGCACCAACAGCUCGUCCGACGGGGAGCAGCUCAGCCUGAACGACAUCAGUCCGGCACCGCCACCGUUUAACGACAAUUUUAGCGAUUCCUUCAGCGACGAGUGUGACAAUCCGUCGGCACAGGCCAAAGUCGUAGCCCCUCCGGCCCCGCCAUCGCAGGCACACAGUCCCCGGAGCAUGGUGGUCGGUGCGAGUGCAGGUUUUAUACUAAACGGUGGCAGUGGUGGCGGCGCCGCGGCAGCAGAGAUCCUUGAAAUGGGUUCGAUAACAACGACCACCACGACGACUACAAUCAUUUCGCUGCGGCGCGACGAUGAGGACGAGAUUUUCUAUUGAAAAAUGAACGCAAACCAACCAACGGAACGGGAAAGGAAGUGCGCUACUGGCUAGAGGGUUGUUUUCAACCCUAGCACCCGCUCGGUAGGAGCUUUUGAGUUCCGCCGGAUACGAGUUCGCAGUUCGAGCAGUUUGUUUUGUGUGAUGUGUCUCUCCCGUUACCGGUAGGGAAUAAGUAUGGCGUCCUAGUAACCAUUGCAUCUAGCAUCCUACGAACGAACGAGGAGUUUACUGAGCGAAAUUUGACCACUCAAAUUACAUGAAUUUCACAUGAAUUCCGUUUACACAUGAAUUUCACAACUAAUAGUCAUAAGUCUUUCUACGUUGUUCAUCGUUUCUGGAGUAAUCGAGAUAAUAAUUGUCAGAUAAUCUCGCUCAAUCUCAAAUCGUCACAAAUCUCAAUAUCGUCUUCUUCACUAGCGUUCAUAGGUUGCUACGGUGCUACGGUUGCUAGGUCGCCCGGGAAGCAUCAGUAAACUACAAGCAAGAGUUCAGCAACAUACCAACGAUAAAUUACAUUCAGGAACAUUUCCACAAAGUUUAAUGUAAACAAAAAAAGUAGCGAACCCUUCUGUGUGUGUGUGUGUUGCAGAAUGCGCCACACCAGAUUGGUUCUAUUUAUACAUAUACACUAUACGAGUAAAUUUCACUAACUAAUGAUGAAUACCUCCUAUGAAUAUACUCAUACUUUCGCCAAUUUCAGGUAGUGGCGAAGAGGAUAAUCAAAGAGACGAUAAGCCACUUAUAGUGUUAGUUGCAAACCAUGUAAGCGCGCCGGCUUUUGCUGUUGCGAUUAACCACAACACAACGACUACUGGAAGCGACGAGUAAACAGUUUGCCAAACAACGCGCGCACGUUGAGGUCCAAAAUUGAGGAAGUUCGAAAUCGAAAUGGAAUAGGAGACGGAAGUUGUAAAAAUUAAGUUCAACCCUCACUCAUUCGUUUGAACCUAGUGCAUAGUCAUAAAGCGUGAACGUGAUUUCAAUUAAAUAUUUUACUGAUCUGUGCUGUAUCUGAGAUUUGAUCUGAGAGAGGAUUUGGAGAGAUUCAUAAAGGGAGCAGAAUUGAGCGUUUGAAACGAAAAGGUCCUCCGGAUGGCGGGACUGUUCGCCUCACAGGUUAGCCACCUGGCGCUUACUGAAAUGUGACAUUAUAAUCUAUUAUGCGCUUUCCGCUACUCUGCUCCACUCCAUUUGCUCCAAAGUAACCAAAUUCCAAAUUUUUGACCAUAUAAGCAUAAACAACUAGUCAGUGACGGGUACACAGCACUUUCGUAGAAGCAAGAGCGGCAAGGCCAGGCCAGGAUGUAUAGGGCGGGCGGACAUCGGGAAUUGAAUAUUGCUUGUACUGUAUGUGUGUUGUGUGUGUGCUCGCGUGAAUUUGUGUGUGGCUGUAAGUAGGAAUUUCCGCGCCAAACAAAGUGCAAGGCUUAUUUGAAGUUUGCGUGUCCGUUUGCGUGUGCCAAUAUUGUAACAAUAGUUCCGUGACAUACUCAAGUUCCCCUCCAACGGUGGCAUUGACGGACACGUUAAUUGGUGUCCCCGGUGUGCAGCAUAAUAGGCGAAACCAUGAAUAAUAAAAAUGCAAUCAUAUUAGACCAUUGUAGUGUGUUUUAUUGUUUUCCCAAAAGGUCAUCCCUAAAGAAGUUUUACUAA